Molecule: messenger RNA, 3912 nt
Organism: Syngnathus acus (greater pipefish)
Lineage: Eukaryota; Metazoa; Chordata; Actinopteri; Syngnathiformes; Syngnathidae
Gene: sytl4
Product: synaptotagmin-like 4
Exons: 30
Coding region: 214-3540 (1108 amino acids)
Biological process (GO): exocytosis; intracellular protein transport
Cellular component (GO): plasma membrane; exocytic vesicle
Molecular function (GO): neurexin family protein binding; small GTPase binding
Source: RefSeq, a predicted model, not a curated record
GCGCAAUGGAAAGGCGGACAGAGGCGUCAAGUGUCCAAUCUUCCUGUUUGUUCACUUCCUAAGCAGCACUCUGCACUGCGGUUCUUCUCACUUGAGGUGGAGGAAAGCGAAGGCUGUGGAACUGCACUAGUCGGUGGAGCCGAGCUAUAAAAACUAUUCCAAGUAUCGAGCUAACUGGAUGUGACUGAUCUUGUUGACCCAGCAACAGCCACCAUGCCCCACUCAAUUGACAAUAUUGACCUGGACUUCCUCUCCGACACCGAGCGGGAUUUGAUCCUGGAGGUGCUGCGGCGGGAUGAGGAGCUCCGGCAGACCGAGGAGCAGCGCAUUCGGAAGCUGAAGGCAGAGUUGCUAGAAAUUAAGAGGAAAGGGGCCAAACGGGGCAGCAGGAGAUACAGUCAGCGGAGUUGCGCCCGAUGCCAUGGCUCUAUGAGUUUGCUGGUGUUCAAUUCUGACCACUGUCAACGCUGCCAUCACCUUGUGUGCAGCAAAUGCAGAGCCAGCCUCCCCGAUGGCUCCUGGCUGUGCAGAGUGUGCAUCAAAGAGUCCGACCUAAGGAAGACCACAGGUGACUGGUUCUACAAUCUGAGGGUCAACCGAUUCUCCACCAUGCCUGGCCAUGAGCUGGUGAGAAGCAGCCUCAGAAAGAGGCCUACGGCAAAAAAGUAUGUGACAAUGGGAGAUGUUCUACUAAAACAUUCGGAAUCGACCCGAGGUCCUCCCGUUCCUGUCCCCCGGCAGAAAGUCAACACCACCAACAUAAGUGAGAACUCGGGCUCAAUCAUUUCGACGGCGUCUUCUGAAACCAAAGGGGAUGAAUUUUUCCAUCAUGGUCCUUCCAGCGAGGACUCUGGCUCUGUUGCUUCAACGGUGUCCUACGAAAGAAAAGGAAUUGAUUCCCUGUUUAAGUCAUUGCAGAGUGACACUGAGUCGGCAGAAGUAGCCAGCCUCACGAGCGGCAAAACAGGCACCGAGUCUGGUCGUGUAACCCCAGACCUGCCCAGAAGAGCGAUUCUCCCACCUCAUUUCAACCAAUCCCAUGGUUCCAGUGUGACUCCACCUGGUGUCAACGAUGGGCUGGAUGUUUGCGAGCAGCCUGACUCGGAUGAGGUCCCAGGGGAAGUUAAGAGCCAGUUUGUACAAGGUUUGGACUCUCAAGUCCCAGAAAUAAAGCAGGCUAGUCCAAACCUUGAGUUUGAUGUUGAGAAACACUUGGAGAAGAGUAUAAAACACAUUGAGAAUACUCCUGAAUGUGUCAAAGAUGAGCUGGGUGUUUAUGAUCAAUUUCACUUAUAUGAGAGCCUGGAUGACUUCAAGAGCCAAUUUGUCCAAGAUUUGGACACGCAUUUACCGGAAAUAAAGCAGGCCAGUCCAAGCCCAGAGUUUGAUGUUGAUGAGCUCUUCAAGAAAAACAUUGACAAUCCUCCUGAAUGUGUCAAUAAUGAGAUGGAUGUUUGUGAUGAAUAUCACUUAUAUGAGACCCUGUUGGACAUCGAAAGACAAUCUGUCCAAGGUUUGGACACACAAGUCCCAGAAAAAAAGCAAGCCAGUCCAAGCCCAGAGUUUGAUGUUGAUGAACUCUUCAAGAAGAGCGUAAAACCUAUUGAGAAUCCUCCUGAAUUUGACAAAUAUCCGCUGGAUGUUAGUGAACAAGCUGAUUUGCAUGAGGUCCCAAUGGGCAUCAAGAGACAACGUUCCCGAGGUUUGGAAGCAGAAGUCCCAGAAAUAAAGCUGGCAAGUCUAAACCCAGGGCUUGAUGUUGAGAACUUCUCCAGGAUGAGUGUGAAACACAUUGAGAAGCCUCCUGAAUGUGACAAAUAUGGGAUGGAUGUGAGUGAUCAACCUGACUCGUAUGAAGUCCCAGUUGACAGACAAUUUAUACAAGAUUUUGAAAUGCAAGUCCCAGAAAUAAAGCAGGCCUGUUUAAACCUGGGGUUUGGUGUUGAGAACAUCUACAGGAUGAGCCUAAAACACAUUGAGAGUCCUCCUGAAUGUGUCAAAUAUGGGCUGGAUAUUUGUGAACAGCCUGACUCGUAUGAGGUCCCAGUUGCUGCCAAAAGACAAUUUGUGCAUGGUUUGGACAUGCAAGUCCCAGAAAUGAAGCGUGCCAGUUCAAGCCCAGAGCUUGAUGGUGACAAACUCUUCAAGAAGAGCGUCACAAAUAAUGAGAAUCCUCCUCAAAGUGUCAAAUGCGGGCUGGAUAUUUGUGAUCAACCUGACGCGUUUGAAAUCCUAAGAGAUGUAGAGAGCCAAUCUGUCCAAAGUUUGGACACGCAAGCCCCAGAAAAAAAGCCAGUGUCUCCCAGCCCAGAGUUGGAUGUUCAGACACUUUUCAAGAAGAGCGUCAGUCGUACUCAAAAUCCUCCUGAACACCUAUCAACACUAGAUUUGCGUGAGAAUCAGGACAUGUUGACUGUACCGAUGGGAAAAAGGAGCCAAUCUGUGCCAGAGUUAGACAUGCAAGAUGAUGAAGAAGAGGACAUUGACAGCUUGGUUAACUUUCAUAGAAAUUCGAUGGUCAGCUCUGCAAGUUCAAUGAGCAUGACUAGUAUUUACAGUGACUCUGGAGACGGUUACAGCAUGGAUGUGAGAGGGGAGGUGGUCUUCUCCAUGUUCUACGAUGAGUCCAGCCAGAGUCUGCAGGUUUUAAUCAAGGAGUGCCGCAAGCUGGCCUGCGGCGAUAGCCUACGGCAGUUUUCCAACCCUUACGUCAAAUGUUACCUCCUCCCGGACAAAUCUCGUCAGAGUAAAAGGAAGACAACAAUCAAGAGGCACACCUGUAACCCGGUCUACGAAGAAACAUUCAAGUACUCCAUUCGCCGCAAUCAGCUGUUAACUCGUAGCAUGCUGAUAUCGGUGUGGCAUCACGGCCACCUCACCAGCAACCCUUUCUUAGGAGAGGUGGAGAUCGCUCUGGACUGCUUUGACCUGGACUCCCCACAGGAAGAAUGCAUGGCCCUCAUGACUAAAGCUCCGUGCUGCGUACCAACGUCGGCGUUCACCCAAUUAAAAGGAGAGCUGGUAAUCUCCUUGAAAUAUGUCACACCAAAAGGCCCUCCACUACAGAAAUUCAAAGGCAAAAAGGUAGUUGAGGUGAAAGGUGGGGAGCUCCACAUCCUGAUUAAGGAGGCAAAGAAUUUGAUGGCCAUGAAGGGAGGAGGCAUGUCUGAUAGCUUUGUGAAAGGCUACUUGUUUCCAUCCAAGUCCAAGACAAACAAGAGAAAGACGCCCGUCGUGAAGAAGAACUUGAAUCCUCACUAUGGCCACACAUUUGUGUACAAGGAGCUAACGCUGGAGCAACUGAGUACCAUGUGUCUGGAACUUACCGUGUGGGACAGAGAACCCAUGUUGAGCAAUGAAUUCCUUGGAGGAGUGCGCCUCAGCUCCGGUGAAGGCUCUGUCAAAAUUGGAAAUGAAGAAGUGGGGAUGGAUUCAGUUGGAGAAGAGGUCAGUCUGUGGCAGAAAAUGAUGCAGUACCCAGACUCUUGGGCAGAGGGCACCCUUCCAUUGCGCACCACCAUGAAAAAGAAGGGCAAAUGAGGACGCCUGGCUCUUUUUUGGAGGGCCGGGGAGGGGGAUGGCUCAGGUUUUGACAUGUUUUUUGAUGAAUAAUGUGCAAAAGAAUGCUCAAAUGAUGGAGUUAAGUUAGAAACACUCACUUGUUUUUAACCACAGCUACACAGCACAGAAAUAGUGUCAGUCAUGAUGGUGUCAACGCAAAUUAUAUUGAUAUACAUCCAUGUACAACAAAUUGUUGUUUUUGAAAUGUUUUAUAGCUUUGUCACUGUCUUAGCAAAUGUAUUUGUAGAGGGUUUAUGAAGUCUUUGUUGCAGAUGACAUUUUUUACUUCCAUAGUUACCUCAAAGUUGCCUCGACUAUGCUCUUCUGACAAUAAAUAUUGAUUUAAAAUUA